UUGUCUGUAAAGCCUUUUAUAUACCCCACAACUUAUGUGGCACUUUCUGGUUUAACUUUGUGCUUCUAACCGAGCUAGACCGACUUACUACUGCGCUGAAACAUGAAGGUUCAUGAAACAAGGUCACAUAGUCAUGCACCAGUCGAGGAAGACAAAGUGAUGACGAGGAAGCAGAAGGCAGAGAACAAAGCUCACGAAUCAGAGCAAACUCCAAAGAAGGCCAAAGCCGAAAGUGACAAUAAUAACGGCAAUCCAAAUGGUAAAUCUUCUUCACAAGAGUUUGAAGAUUUUUGUAAAGCAAUCGAUGAGCACCUCUCUGUCUCACAACUGCGAGAAGUCUUGGAAUCUAAUGGACUCGACUCCUCCGGCCCCGAUCACGUCAUCAUCAGAAAAUGCCAAGACUUGCUGUUUUAUGGGGCACUAGAAAAAUGCCCAGUCUGCAACGGAAAUUUGGAGUACAAUGGGAAACGCUAUUCUUGCACUGGAUCUUAUAGUGAAUGGUCUAGUUGCACCUUCACCACAAAAGUUCCUCCAAGGAAAGAUGGACCCAUCAAAUUAACUAAUUCCCUCCUUAACUCUGCUGUUUCAGAUCUGAUAAAGAGAUAUGGAGAUGCCAGUCGCCGGCCUCAGAGGGAUUUAGGUGGUGCUGAUAAACCUUUUGCUGCCAUGACCAUUUCUUUAAUGGGCCGUCUCUCUCGAACCCAUAAUUACUGGAAAAAAGAGAUCGAGAAACAUGGGGGGAAGGUUGCCAACUCUGUUAUUGGUGUAAAUUGCCUGGUGGCCUCGUCUGCUGAACGAGAUCGUGGUGGUACAUCUAAACUUGCAGAAGCAAUGGAGAGGGGCAUAUCUAUUGUAAGAGAAGAAUGGUUGUUAGACAGCAUUGAGAAACAAGAAGCCCAGCCUCUUGAAGCCUAUGAAAUUGUCCACGAUCUUACUGUGGAUGGCAAAGGAGUUCCAUGGGAUAAACAAGAUCCUUCCGAGGAGGCGCUGGAGUCAAUGUCAGCAGAACUCAAGCUCUAUGGGAAAAGAGGGGUCUAUAAGGAUACCAAAUUGCAGGACCAAGGUGGGAAGAUCUUUGAGAAAGAUGGAAUAUUGUACAACUGUGCCUUUUAUCUCUGUGACUUGGGCCGAGGACUAAAUCAUUAUUGCAUAAUGCAACUGAUAAUGGUAUCGGAGCACCAUCCCCAUUUGUACUACAAGAAAGGUAGAGUUGGCGAUGACCCUAAUGCGGAGGAAAGGCUUGAAGAAUGGGAGAAUGUGAAUAAUGCUGUGAAGGAGUUUGUGAGGCUCUUUGAGGAGGUAACUGGGAAUGAAUUUGAACCGUGGGAAAGAGAGAAGAAGUUUCAGAAGAAGCCGUCCAAGUUCUAUCCCAUAGACAUGGAUGACGGAGUAGAAGUAAGACAUGGGGGCCUUGGUCUUCGGCAGCUAGGAAUUGCUGCUAUACAUUGCAGACUUGAGCCUGUGGUGGCAAACUUCAUGAAAGUCUUGUGCAGUCAGGAAAUUUACAAAUAUUCAUUGAUGGAGAUGGGACUAGAUUCUCCUGAUCUGCCAAUAGGAAUGGUCUCCAAGGUCCACUUAAGAAGAUGUGAGGAGGUGCUCCUAGAAUUUAUAGAGAAAGUUAAGUCAAUGAAGGAGAAGGGCCAAAAGGCUGAAGCUGUGUGGUCCGAUUUUAGCCAAAGAUGGUUUACUCUUAUGCCAUCAACUAGGCCUUUCAUCUUUAGGGAUUACCAAGAAAUUUCAGAUCAUGCUGCAUCUGCAUUGGAAACUAUCCGAGACAUAACGGUGGCUUCACACCUUAUAGGAGACAUGAGUGGCUCUACCAUUGAUGAUCCAUUAUCUGAUCGCUACAACAAACUUGGCUGCUCAAUCUCUCCUCUGGAGAAGAAUUCUGAUGACUAUAAGAUGAUCUUGAAUUACCUGGACAAAACCUAUGAGCCUGUCAAACUCGGAGAUAUUGAGUAUGGUGUCUCUGUUGAUAAUAUUUUUGUUGUUGAAUCCAAAGCAUGUCCUUCUUUGGAUGAAAUAAAGAAGUUACCCAACAAAGUCCUUUUAUGGUGCGGUACACGGAGCUCAAAUCUAAUGAGGCACUUGCACAAAGGGUUCCUGCCAGCAAUAUGCUCCCUACCUGUGCCGGGAUAUAUGUUUGGCAGGGCAAUUGUCUGUUCUGAUGCUGCUGCAGAGGCAGCUAGGUACGGGUUUACUGCUGUGGACAGACCAGAAGGAUUCUUGGUUCUUGCUGUUGCUUCACUAGGUGACCAAGUUACCGAGUUCACAAGCCCGCCAGAGGAUACCAAGUCACUGGAAGAGAAGAAAAUGGGAGUGAAGGGCUUGGGAAGGAAGAGAACAGAGGAAUCAGAACAUUUCAAUUGGGAAGGUGAUGUUAAAGUUCCAUGCGGUAGGUUGGUAUCCUCAGAGCAUAAAGAUGCUCUACUUGAAUACAAUGAAUAUGCUGUGUAUGACCCAAAACAGGUGAGCAUAAGGUUUUUGGUGGGAGUCAAAUUCGAAGAGAAGGAUGCUGUGAUGGAGACAGAGGAAUAAAGCAGAAAGGAUGUGAAUUUUUCUUUCUUUCCCUGUUUGGAAAGCCAUAUUUUGUUGUCCUUUAACUACAUGGCUUCUUGGACUACUAGUAUUGUAAACACAUGUUAUCUGUCUGAUCCUUAUAUAUAUAUAUAUUUUUUUUUUUUUUCUUUUUUUCUUUUUUCCCCUGGUGUAAGUCUGAUCCUUAAUCUUUUGUUGUACAUAAUAUAAAUAUUAUAUGUAUGGAUGUUUCGAUUUCCUAUGGAGUAUAUUUAUUUUGUUU
Molecule: messenger RNA, 2800 nt
Organism: Ziziphus jujuba (common jujube)
Lineage: Eukaryota; Viridiplantae; Streptophyta; Magnoliopsida; Rosales; Rhamnaceae
Product: protein ADP-ribosyltransferase PARP3
Exons: 18
Coding region: 103-2538 (811 amino acids)
Molecular function (GO): zinc ion binding; NAD+ poly-ADP-ribosyltransferase activity
Source: RefSeq, a predicted model, not a curated record